This is a messenger RNA of Ceratosolen solmsi marchali, 4258 nucleotides long. It is a transcript of the gene wake, whose product is annotated as ankyrin repeat and fibronectin type III domain containing protein wide awake. The coding region runs from base 88 to 4236 and encodes 1382 amino acids. The record is from RefSeq and is a predicted model, not a curated record. Gene Ontology annotation, cellular component: spindle. The transcript has 16 exons. Gene Ontology annotation, molecular function: protein binding. Gene Ontology annotation, biological process: regulation of establishment of bipolar cell polarity; signal transduction; establishment of mitotic spindle orientation. Lineage: Eukaryota; Metazoa; Arthropoda; Insecta; Hymenoptera; Agaonidae.
CUAUUUUUAGAAAGUACAUUCGUCAAUGCGCGUGCACCAUUGGUUCUGCUUACACAAUUCAAGGUGUCGAGGCGAAUAGGUGGCAAGAUGUCGAGCGGCGAUAAGGGCAGUCCGAGCCUCACGAUCGAUCGGGCCGCUUUCCUACUUCUCCGAGUGAAGAAGGCCUUCAAGAAGAAGAAACAACAGCGCAAGGAGAAAAACACGCCAGCUGUAGAAUGCAACAAGCAGGAUAGCAAAGGACCGUCGCGUGGUCCUACCGGAAGGCCAGCGCCGCUUCUGCGCUCCAGGACUUUGCCAGCCAUCGUCGCACCCGGUCUCAGUAUUUUGCAGGCGCAAAUCGACUCCCAAUUCCCAAAUUCUGGACCGGAGAUUGCAGUCAUCCCAUCUUUCGGGGCCAAUAGCGCUGGUUAUGGCAAACACGACAACAGCGUCUCAUAUUGUAGCAAACUACUUACACCAAGAAUAUCUUUCACUGACGAAACGAUAGGUGUCGAGCGGCGCGUCUCGGAUAUCGGGCCGAACUAUCGAGAGAGCAAAGAGUUGUCGAGUCGUGUCGCCAGCAGACUCAGCACCUGUAGUAUUGGCGGCUCCCAACCCCUAACAAGACUGGCGAGGUUGCUGAACCAGCGGCCCAGCUUCACGCCCAGCGAUGACAUACCCAGACGUUUAUCCUGGGAGAGGCGCGAGUGCAGCAGUACGGGUUCAUGUCUGCCCCGCAGCAACAGCAUCGACAGCGUGGCCGAUUGGAAUCUGGCUGUCGGCACCUCGGAUGUUCUUGGUAGCUCCUAUGGCCUUGGCUCGAGCUCCAGCUCCGAGAGCACUUACGCCCUCUACAUAGACCAUCAGCAGCAACAACAGCAGCAGAAGCAGCAGCAACAACAACAGCAACAGUCUCGCCGAAGCCCGAGCCCACUGCUCGGUUCGAGGUCCGAACGCUUGAGCCUCAUCUCGCCGAGCAUCGGCCGAAGGGUCAAGGGUCACAGGGCCGUCCUUGAGCUACACUCGCUACAAGGGAUGGAGUUCCUGGAGGGCUUCGGCAAAAAGAAACAUCAGCUGCAGCACCAGCAACAACAAAGAAAUCAUCAGUAUCAACUCACCAACUUGUCAUCGAUACACAUCAACCCUCUCACGGCACAACCCUCCCUCAACAUACAUUUGCAUGCACUUUUUGCAGCUGUUGAGCACGGUCACCUUGACAAAGCGAGAGCCAUCCUCGAAUCAACGGAUGUUGACGUUAACAGCGUAAAUAGUGACGGUCUUUCAUUAUUAGACGUGGCAGUAUUAAGUAAUAACCGAUCCUUAGCGAAGAUGCUUGUGGCUUUUGGAGCUCAAGAAGGGAAUCAGUUCAAGUCACCGGAGUCACUAGGCAGUCACUUAGCCUCGCUAUUGUCAGAGGCCGAACACCGAGUACAAGCACUUGGGGGCGGGACAAUCGGGAGCAACCCUGCCUCCGGUUCGGCUCUUUUGGAGCCACCUCCAAGCCAGAGCCACAGGGGCAGCUUCUCCUCGCAGCACAACCUGACCGGUUGCGGGGGCAGUACCGAGGACAAGCAGCUUGCACUCUGGGAACGCAGAGCCAGGGCGCUUAGAAAAAUGCUCCUUGGAUUCGAUCAAGCGCGACCGCCAGACAUGCCCUUCUUGGUGACGGUUGACGUAAUCGGUACUACCUCCGUCACAGCUAGAUUUCAAGAAUCUGAGGCCCAGGAGUCGCCCAUUUGCACCAAGUUUAAGAUCCAGUGGAGCUUUAAGGAGGAUUUCGGGACGAUAUGCGGUGAACGUGAGCUCCUUGACAUGAAGCAGAAGGAAUGUCGUAUCGAUGGCCUCCUGCAGGGUCAUAAGUACUACUUCCGGGCGGCCGCUGGCAAUCUCAAGGGUUACAGCAGAUUUAGGCCGGCAACGCCCGCCUAUCUUACCCCAAGCAGCUGGCGUGAUCUUGACGGUCGAAGGACACGUUUUGCAGGACGUCUAGAGCAGCUAGACAACUUAUUGGGUGACAUAAGAGGCACAGAGUACAAUUUGGAGACUCCGGCACUGCAGCGUCGCAAUCACAAAAAAAAGACGACAAUAAAACAGCUGUUCACGGCGACAAGUAAAUUCCAGAAGAAUUUACGUCGUGGUAUAUUCCUCGGCUGCCUUCUCUACCACGAGGACAAAGUAUUGGUGACGAACGAAGAUUUCCUACCUGUGAUUGAAGUGGAUGAAACGUAUCCAAGCUGCAUUUUCAAUGACUUCCAUUGGCUUAUGAAGGUUGCAUGUACAUGGGAGGACGUCAAGACACUCAAACAGGACAUGGAGAAGAGUCAGAACAUCACCACGAAUCACUUUAGGAUAAAGCUCCUGCAGGCAGCGACGCAAAUGCAAGCUGCUCUUUGCAUCCAAGAUCUCGGACGGUUUUACCACAAGCCAAUAAGAGACGCUCAAGGGACGCUUGUCUUCUCCACGGUGAACUACGUGAGCUCCCCGAAGCUCGUCUCGGUACUCAACAGUAGAUGGUUACCACUGAGCAAAGUUACUAAGAAGCUCAUCACGCACGAGGACAGCAACGUUGCCGAUAUCCUCAUGGCCAGCAUUCAUGACCAGAUGGCCUAUCACCAAGUGAGCGGCAUCAAGCUCUCGCGUGGCUUGUACCUCGGUUAUCUCAAGAUGCAAAGUAGCGUCGAUUCCAUUCAGGUUGUAGUGGCGGCCAAAUCGCCCAACGUCCUCCCCCAUUGCAAAAUCCGAGAAAAUCCCCAUGUCUCCGCCGAGGAGUGGGAGCACUUAAAGCGUAUUGCACAGCUUCAGAUUUCCGACUACUGCGCUCAAAGCGAAGAAAAAGAGAAUGCGGCGAAUGAGCUCCAGGGUUCGGAGCAACAGAAGCUCUUUAUCGAUAUGAUCGCGGCCGCGGCGAAGCGACUUUUCAACUUCAUGGACAUCGGCUCGGACGAGUCGCUCGUCCAUCGGCUUUACGAUGCCGAGGUUAUCGAUCUUAACUCCGAUGUUUCGUUCCUGCUCGCCGUCCCUCCCGCGGAAACCGCUUGCUCCGUACCCGGCACCCGGGAAAUCCUGCUGCAACGUGGCGACCUCCUCUCCCUACCAAUCCAGCUUUUUGAGAUGAUACACAUAAGUACCUAUCAGCAGGACUUCAUGAACCGGUACGCCAGACUGAGCUACAUUCUCGAACUCGACACGACUCACGCGCAGCAUAGCCAUCGCGAAGCGUUCAGCAACUCCGAACUCACUGUCGCCAAGGACAAGCUCGCCAGACUCCAAGAUUUGCAAUCUCAGAUGAACGUCAUAUGGAAAGGCGCUAGAUGGCUCAUCGACGUCAUUACCUUCGCCCGCGACCGAGGCACAACCUCGCAAAACAUUGGUGGAAUCAGCAUCAAGCAGCUACUAAACUUCGACCGCAAUAAGAACAGUAGCACUGGCAAUAGCCUGAAGCGCAGCCUCUUGCAGCUGCCGCCCCGGGAUCCGAAAUUGGUGAAGUCGAGCCCGGGCCGCGGUAGUUGGCCGGGCCCGAAUAUCGUCGACCCUUCCUGUUGUCCCCAGACGAAUCUUCUUACAACCGAGUUCAGCAAAAGCGAGCAGCAGCUGCCUUCUGGUCCGUAUCCCCGUAAAGGCAGCAGCAGCUCUAACUGCUCAUCAAGCUCGGAGCCAUACCGACUACAGGUGCAAUCGCGAUUGCCUCCCUCGAAAUCCGAGGACACAUUGCCGCCGGGUUCUCAGCACAAGAUCUUCCGCGGCCCACGUCCAUCGAGCGCUUCUGUGCGGAGUUCGGCCUCGGCCUCGACAAGUCCGUUACUUGGUACGCCUGCGCCUGGUAAAUCCACCGCAAGUGUUGCCGCUAUUGCUGACGAUCACAGCGAUGAACCAGGCGGAGAACCGGGAUCUCGAGCAACCGCGCUACCCGGGAUUCUGCAGGUGUACGCUGCUUACGAGACAGGUCUUGCCUCAGGUACGAGCUUAAAACUUCAUGUAACCGGGCGCACAACGGCGCGCGAGGUCGUGGAUCUUGUGGUAAAACAACUAAACGUCGCUGUACUGCUCAAGGGUCUCGAGGGUCCCAUCUAUCCAUCUGAGCAGUUGGGCAAUUUCUGUUUAGUGGCGGUGAUCGGAGCGCGUGAACGCUGCCUCAGGGAUGACUUCAAGCCCCUCCAGUUACAAAACCCAUGGAAAAAGGGUCGACUGUACGUGCGUCAGAAACAGGACGUACUCGCGGCCCUUGAGCACAGCAGCAAGCACACGGCCUACUUGUAGCGCGACCUACUGUUGACAUUAA